This is a messenger RNA of Batrachochytrium dendrobatidis JAM81, 348 nucleotides long. RefSeq lists its product as uncharacterized. The record is from RefSeq and is a predicted model, not a curated record. Gene Ontology annotation, cellular component: mitochondrion. The transcript has a single exon. Bases 1 to 348 code for a protein of 115 amino acids. Gene Ontology annotation, molecular function: flavin adenine dinucleotide binding; flavin-dependent sulfhydryl oxidase activity. NCBI's taxonomy places the organism in Eukaryota, Fungi, Chytridiomycota, Chytridiomycetes, Rhizophydiales.
AUGCCCUUUCCCUGUCCACCCGAUUCAUCUGAACUUGGAUCGUCUACAUGGACAUUCUUACACACCAUGGCUGCAUAUUAUCCUGAAAUCCCAACUCCAGAAGACAAGACAACGAUGCGAUCGUUCAUUCAUGGUUUAGCUCGCUUCUACCCAUGCUGGUACUGUGCAUCUCAUCUACAAGAACAUAUCAAAUCAAAUCCACCUCAGGUUGAUUCUAAUAAGGAUUUGAGUGUAUGGUUUUGUAAAGUUCACAACGAAGUUAAUGAGCGACAGGGAAAACCUGUUUUUGAUUGUUCAACCACAUUUGCUCGAUGGAGAACUCAAAGUAAAGAGUGUGAGCAGAAAUGA